UCCUUGGCUACACAAAAAAAAUUUAAUCUGUACUUUUUUCAGUGAAGUGAUUACCAGUGGUUAGUUGAGUAUGAAGCGCAGUUGACCAACUACCCCCUUCUUCCCCACCUCUCUCUCUCUCUUCAAUUUCUUCUGCAAUUCGAUCACAACUCUCUGUAAGGAUUCAAGGCCGCAUCAAUUUUAUCACUACGAUGCAUAAACCCCUUUCAUUCGUCCCUUUAUUACUUAUUUAAUGCCCCAACCCCAAACAAGCAACAAUUAAACCUGAUCCUGAUUUUAAAAUUCAAUAAACUCGCAAACCCCAUGGGUUUUUCACGAGCUCUGAUGCUUUAAUUCCUGGUUUCUGGUACUUUUCGAAUACUACUUUAAUUUCGUAUUGUAGUAUUUUUCUGCCAUUGAUUUAAGUUGGGUAGUGAGUAGUGAAGUUCUCGAACAGUCACGCGCUCCAGGCUGGAAUAAUUCUUUGUAUUGUCUGUUUAAUUUCAUAGUUGUUGGUUAAUUUAAUCCAUGUUUCUGAUUUUGGUGUGGCGAAAUUGAGGCGCAACCCACUUCAAUUUCGCCGCUUUAGAAGCAAAACCUCAUCUUCAAUUCUUCAAUUUUGGAUAUAACAAAAAAGGCAAUGUCUAUUAUAUGUGGGCUGCCUCUUAUCGAGUGCGUAUACUGCAUAGCAUGCACGAGAUGGGCGUGGAAGCGAUGCUUACACACCGCGGGCCACGAAAGCGAAACGUGGGGGAUCGCGACACCCGAAGAAUUCGAACCAGUCCCUCGCCUCUGUCGGUACAUAUUAGCUGUAUACGAGGAUGACCUGAGGAACCCUCUUUGGGAGCCUCCGAGAGGGUACGGUAUCGAUCCAGAUUGCCUGAUUAUGAAAAAGGAUUACGUGGAUACAGGGGGGCAAGCACCCCCGUACUUGUUGUACCUCGAUCACGGCCAUGCGGACAUAGUUCUUGCGAUUAGGGGGUUCAAUUUGGCGAGGGAGAGUGAUUAUGCGGUUUUGCUUGAUAACAAGCUCGGUAAGAGGAAAUUCGAUGGAGGGUUUGUUCACAAUGGGCUUUUGAACGCGGCUGAAUGUGUGUUGAAUGCAGAGUGUGAUGUUUUGAAGGAAUUGGUUGAGAAGUAUCCGAAGUAUACGUUGACUUUUACGGGGCACUCUUUGGGGUCGGGUGUGGCGGCAUUGUUGACAAUGGUGGCGGUGCAGAAUCUUGAUAGGUUGGGGAAUAUUCCGAGGACGAGGGUUAGGUGCUACGCUAUUGCUCCUGCUAGGUGUAUGUCACUUAAUUUGGCCGUCAGAUAUGCUGAUGUCAUCAACUCGAUCGUUCUUCAGGAUGAUUUUUUGCCUCGAACAGCCACCCCGUUGGAAGAUAUAUUCAAGUCUCUUUUCUGUUUGCCAUGCUUAUUAUGCCUGAGGUGCAUGAAAGAUACAUGCACAUCGGAGGAGAAAAUGCUCAAAGAUCCCAGAAGGUUAUACGCACCUGGUCGACUUUAUCACAUUGUCGAGCGAAAACCCUUCAGAUGUGGAAGAUUCCCUCCAGUUGUAAGAACAGCUGUACCGGUGGAUGGAAGAUUCGAGCACAUAGUUCUCUCUUGUAAUGCCACGUCUGACCAUGCCAUUAUCUGGAUAGAGAGAGAAGCCGAAACGGCUCUAGAAUUGAUGAGAGAGAAAGACCACACGUUGGAAAUUCCAACGAAACAACGAAUGGAGCGGCAAAAAUCAUUAGCCAAGGAACACAGCGACGAGUACAAGGCUGCUUUACGUAGGGCCGUUACUUUGUCUGUUCCUCACGCCUUUUCGCCUUCUCAGUAUGGAACGUUUGAUGAAAGAAACGACAAUGAAGAUCUCAACAAUCGGAUUUUGAGGACAGAAUCAUUGGCCAAUAGAGAAACAUGGGAUGAACUGAUCGAACGUUUUUUCGAGAGGGACGAGCCUGGUCACAUGGUGCUGAAGAAACCACUCGUUGCUGAUUGAUCAAAAAGCAUUAGCAACAUUCUUUCAUUCUAUUUUUGUUUGUAUUCUUUGUAUUGUUUAUUUUAUUUUUUGUUGUUAUGUCAGAGGAAGAGUAGAAUGUAGUAUAGAUAUUUGUUGUAGUUUUAGUGGAUUAAUCAGUUGUAAUCAGAAUAAAUCAUUUGAAUAUGAAACAACUGAAAUGUUGGGCAAACCCAAUUAGAAAAAUUGUAUUUGUUUUCUAA
Molecule: messenger RNA, 2187 nt
Organism: Erythranthe guttata (spotted monkey flower)
Lineage: Eukaryota; Viridiplantae; Streptophyta; Magnoliopsida; Lamiales; Phrymaceae
Product: alpha/beta-Hydrolases superfamily protein
Biological process (GO): lipid catabolic process
Source: RefSeq, a predicted model, not a curated record